AUUGCAAUGCGAUUCUGCAUUUGAACAGAACAAAGCUGCAUGACUGAAGACAAGGAUUGGUGUUUGAAUAGACGUCUUGAUGGACGGUACAAAGAAGGAAGUGCACACAUUUAACAUCACUGUGCUGGGGGACACUGCUGUAGGAAAGUCCUCUUUGCUUGAGCGUUACACUCAUAAUGUGUUCAGUCAAUUUAUAGAAUUGACAAUAGGUGCACAGGCUUUCGUCCGCUCAUUGAAUGUUGAGCCAGGGGUCCAUGUAAAAUUGCUCAUAUGGGACACAGCAGGAGUGGAGCGUUGUAGGUCAUUAACUCUCUGCUACUAUCGCCAUUCUGUGGGAGGACUGCUGGUGUUUAACAUAGCUAGAAGAGACACAUUUGAGAGCAUAAAACAAUGGCAUGCUGAGUUGUGCAAGGUUAAGAGUGAAGUUGUAUUAAUGCUAGUGGGUAAUUGGUGUGAUGAGGUGCGCAGAGAAGUGAGCCGAGAGGAGGCGGAGAGGCUGGCCGAAGAACUGGACAUGCCCUAUGUGGAGACUUCUGCCAAAACCGGGCAAAAUGUCAGCGAGGUAUUUGAAAACCUAACUCGGCGCAUUUAUCAGAGGCUGAGUGGUGAUGCUGCACACGACUUAAAGGGUGAACAUUGCUAAUUUUUUUUUUUAUCUCUUCAAAAACAUACAUGUUUAACAAAUAAAUCCUGCAUAUAGGCUUAAACUUUAUUUAGGCAUUCUUCUCUCAAAACUGAAAACACCUUCCACCUUGUGAUGUCAUUGAGUGGUGAUACAGGAAGCGCGCCUCUGUUUUCAAUUUACAUAAAAUUUCACUAGAAUUACUUUGAAUAAUUUUAACCCUGGAAUUGCCAAACUUUGAAGGUACAUCUAUUGUUUUAGCCUUGUUGUAAUUUCUUGACUCCUCGGUAUACCAGAA
Messenger RNA from Periophthalmus magnuspinnatus, 920 nucleotides. RefSeq names its product ras-related protein Rab-39A-like. Gene Ontology annotation, molecular function: GTPase activity; GTP binding. Lineage: Eukaryota; Metazoa; Chordata; Actinopteri; Gobiiformes; Gobiidae. The coding region runs from base 80 to 643 and encodes 187 amino acids. The record is from RefSeq and is a predicted model, not a curated record. The transcript has 3 exons. Gene Ontology annotation, cellular component: Golgi membrane.